Messenger RNA from Cyprinodon variegatus (sheepshead minnow), 3451 nucleotides. It is a transcript of the gene hap1, whose product is annotated as trafficking kinesin-binding protein 1-like. Gene Ontology annotation, cellular component: dendrite. Lineage: Eukaryota; Metazoa; Chordata; Actinopteri; Cyprinodontiformes; Cyprinodontidae. Gene Ontology annotation, molecular function: signaling receptor binding. The transcript has 14 exons. The record is from RefSeq and is a predicted model, not a curated record. The coding region runs from base 201 to 2558 and encodes 785 amino acids. Gene Ontology annotation, biological process: neurogenesis; neurotrophin TRK receptor signaling pathway; anterograde axonal transport of mitochondrion.
GUGAAUGGAGGCAGGCAUGACGACAGAUGGCGUGCACAGUCAGGGAUUAUAUAUUAACUCCCAGCAGCCCAGAUUCUCUCACACACAGCCAGCCUCACACAGACUCACAGAGAAGCCAGCAGAACCAUGCAGCAGAGACAGGCAGCGCAUCACAGCACAGCCAGCAAACAGUAAACUUAGAUGAACAGAGGAUUUAACUUAUGGACAAAGUAACAGAGGCCAGUUUUUCUGCUGUCACCAUGGAGGUAUGGAGCUCCUCAGCUUCUGAGGGGGAAGAAGACGACAAGAGCAUGACCAGUUGUGUGGAGGAAAUAGUUGAAGAAGAUAUAAUCUGCAACAACAGCAAUAAUAACAACAACAAUACAAACAACAGCCUUUGCAAGGAGGUAACACAAGUGUUGUGCUCAGAUAGAGUGGGCCAAAUCACCAAGACGUACCACGACAUCAAGGCGGUCACCCACCUGCUGGAGGAGAAAGAGCGGGAUCUGGAGUUAGCGGCUCGAAUUGGUCAGUCCCUUCUAAAGCAGAACCAAGAGCUAACAGCUCGCAAUGAAACCCUGGACGAACAGCUGGAGUUUGCAAAAGAAGAGAUCUCUCAACUUCGCCAUGAGCUAUCGAUGCGAGAUGACCUGCUGCAGUUUUACGCCAGCACAGAGGAGACGGAGAACGCACAGAGCCUGUCCCCAAUUAAGAGAAAUGAAUCCAGCAGUUCUCUCAGCAACUUCGUCCAUUAUGACUUUCUGCAUCAAAAGCUGAAGGGUUUGGAGGAGGAGAACCGCAAACUGAGAAUAGAGGCCAAUGAGCUCUCAUCAGAGACGACCAACUAUGAGGAGCAGGAACAGGAGCUGAUGAUGGUGUGUGUGGAGGAGCUCUCAUCUGCAAAUAAACAGGUGGUGGACCUGUCUGAGGAGCUGGCUCGAAAGGUAGAGGACACUCUCCGGCAGCAGGAAGAGAUCAGCUCACUGCUCGCUCAGAUUGUUGACCUGCAGGCGCGCUGCAAAGGGCUUGGUCAUGAGAACGAGGCGCUGAACCAGCAACUGAGUGCCUCCAGAGAAAACGAGUCAAAACUGAAAUCAGAGCUCAAGGACUUGCAGGACAAGUACUCUGAGUGUGAGGACAUGCUCCACGAGGCCCAGAAGGACAUUAAAAACCUGCGAAACAAAAGUCUGCCUAACAGUACGGUGCAGCGGUACACCGCCCUGGCCUCCGUCCUCCCCAUGGACUCUCUGGCUGCGGAGAUAGAGGGCACCUUUAGGAAAGGUCUGGACUCUCCCACCCCGUCAGAGUACAAGAACCAUCCAUGGCGUGUGUUUGAAACAGUGAAGGUGGUAAACAAAGCGGUGAGAAUGCGGUCCCAGUGUCUCUCACCAGGGCUGCCAGGAUCCAGCCCUGUGUCCGCACCCUCCAGUUGCACCAGCACCCCUCGAACCAGCUACUACGGCUCUGACAAUGCCAGCUUCAUUCUGGAGGACAAGCCGAGCUCCAGUUCGGCUCAAAAAGAGGAUAACAGUGUCAGUGGGCCGAAACGGCUGGGUCAGCCAGGCACACCAGGAGGUCAGGACCUGGAAGCUGCUCUACGCAACCUCUCUGCUCGGCAGCAGAGCCACUCCUCUGACCGGCCCUUCUUUGACGUGGAGAGAGAACGGAAACUCCGCGCCCUGGCGGCAAACUGUGAGGAGGGCGACGGCUCCAGUGGCUUUCUGACACCUAAUGACAGCCUGCCGUCUAGCUCAGCUGCAUCAACAAGCACCAACUACUCAAACGGAAGCUCACGGCACUCCUGCGGCUCCUCGGGUGGAUCCAGGUCCUACCUGCCAGACCGCCUGCAGAUCGUUAAGCCUCUAGAAGGCUCUGUGACUCUGCACCACUGGCAGCAGCUGGCUAAGCCAAACCUGGGGGGCAUCCUCCACCCUCGCCCUGGAGUCCUGACCAAAGACUUCAAGGAACUAGAGGUGGACACUCAGCACGUCUACAGCCUGAACGACCUGGAGGAGGAUGAGCCUGACCUGUCGCAGCUUUCUGCAGCUCAUGGUUUGGCCUCCUCAUCGGGUCCCAACCUCCCUCAGACCUUCCCCACACAUCCCACCUGCAAAGUCCUCCAACCCUCCCCUCUCAUCCCCUCCUUCUCCAAUCGCCUUCGCUCUUUCAGCCUGCCACCUCAUCGGGACGGUGAGCACGUGAACGCCUCGUCAUCCUCCCAACUCAAGCACUUUCACCGCAGAAGCCUCAACUCCACCCCCGGAAGCACCUUCUCCUUGGGACUCCUGCAGCUGCUGCAGCAGCACGGCAUCUCUGCCUCCACUGACCCCUACAGCAACCUGCACUAUGCCCAGACUGUGGCGCAUCCUCUGUCCUCUGAUGUGAAACAGGGAGGAGGAUCUGGAUUGUCCUCAGACAGAAACCAAGGGAGGGGCGUCUUUAGUCUGAACUUAGUGGAGAAGCUUCAGAGCCUCGGGCUGCACAGAGUGGCAGCCUGGGGAAUGAUGGGCCGGGGUGGGCAUGAGAGACAACACAAAACCUUCACAUGCUCCCCCAACUCCUCUUCUUCACCAUCGUGACUUUGCAUUAAGCCAUGAGAUUCCAAAAUGUGCAAUCCAUGACCCACCACAGCACCCGUGUCUUGAAAAAGAGAACGCCACAGAAUGUGUUGAAGCCACGCUGGAGAUGUUAUCUCUUUAGAAGGAUGGACUUACAGUAUGUUCAUUCAACCAGUCUUCAUCUCAGGAGCUGAUUACUUCAGCUUGUUAUCACACACACACUACACCACUAACAGAAUCUUUUUAUGUGUUUGUGAAUGUCCUUUUACUAUUUUCUGCAUCGCUUGUUUUAUUAAUGUAAUCACUUGUGUAUUUUUUUUUAGUUUAAAAAGUGUAAAUAGUAGUAUUCCUCUUUGAUAUUUAAGUUAAAAAAAAGUCAACAUGCAGUAUAAACUGAGGCUGUGAUACUUAAAAAACCAAAAGCUCUGGUUUUCGUGUAUUUCUGAACUCCUGCAGUGAGGAAACAAAGCUCUGAUUAAAAACGUGCUGUUGUGGUUUCCUUCAUCCAUCUCUCUCCGGCUCUCACGCCAUGCAGACCUCCUCAUCUCUAAUUAUUUGGUAAAUCUAUAUACAUCAGAAAGAACUGGACAGACUUUCAGCUUCAACAUAUGGUUGUCAACUUUUCUGUUUCACCAUUCAAGGAAUCUGUCUAAAUGCUGGGAUCCGUAUCUGAUCAUGUAUUUCUGGGCAUUACGAGUUAUUUUCCAAUCUUUUAAUGUUUGAACAAUGUGUUGCAUACAGAACAAUCAAAUCUAGCUUCAUAGAAUACUGUGGAUUUAAAAGGGAAUAAAUCUUAAAAGCUGAAUGUCUAGUUUUUGACCUAAACUCGCUGAUUCCUGUUUCUCUCCUCUGCUCUUCACUGUAGUCUGCCAACUAUGUGGAAGUGUUCCUUUUACCAACCGAGAAUAAAAUAU